Messenger RNA from Cladophialophora psammophila CBS 110553, 2145 nucleotides. Its product is annotated as long-chain acyl-CoA synthetase. Gene Ontology annotation, cellular component: endoplasmic reticulum; membrane. The transcript has a single exon. Gene Ontology annotation, biological process: long-chain fatty acid metabolic process. Bases 1 to 2145 code for a protein of 714 amino acids. The record is from RefSeq and is a predicted model, not a curated record. NCBI's taxonomy places the organism in Eukaryota, Fungi, Ascomycota, Eurotiomycetes, Chaetothyriales, Herpotrichiellaceae. Gene Ontology annotation, molecular function: long-chain fatty acid-CoA ligase activity.
AUGCCUCUUCUCUCGUCCAAGCCGCUCUACGUGCAAAAGGCCGACGAGUAUCACCAACCGCCUCCCAAGGCCCAGCCGUAUUCCAUCCCCCUCCAAGGCUCUGAGCAAGCCGGUCGCAGCCCCGUCUACCGCCAUCACAAAUGUCGCGAUGGACUUCUCGACACCCUCGAUCCUUCCACCACCACGGCCCAUGAAAUGUUUGAAUACGCCGCCCAGAGAUUUCCUCACGCCCCGUGUCUCGGGUACCGCCCCUACAACUCGUCCAAACAGGCAUACGGUCCUUACGAGUGGCUCGACUACGAGACAGUCCGCAAGAGGAGGUCAGAUUUCGGCGCCGGGCUGGUCGAGCUGCACGCAAGAGAAGGCAUCCAGGGCGCGAACUACGGCGUUGGACUGUGGUGUCAGAACAGACCCGAAUGGCAACUCACCGACCUGGCCUGCAUGUCCCAGUCGCUUUAUUCGGUCUCUCUGUACGAUACACUAGGUCCCGACGCGUCAGAAUACAUCAUUCAACAUGCGGAAUUGGCCUCGGUCGUUUGCUCUCUCCCGCAUGUUCCGACACUCAUUAAAUUGAAGGCACGCCUCCCCAAGCUCAAAAUCCUGGUCGUGCUUGAUUCCCUAGAACCGGGCCCCAAUGAGAAGCCGGAGUUGUCCAAGCAGCAGCUCCUCAACUCUAUGGCCGAAGAUGUCGGCCUCAAAAUCUACUCGCUCGAUACGGUGGAAAAGCUUGGAGCAUCGCUGGGGAAGCCAAACAACCCGCCCAAACCAUCAGACCCCAUCACCAUCAACUAUACCUCUGGGACCACAGGUCCACCGAAAGGGGUUCUUCUCACCCACGCAAUGUGCGUGGCAGCCACUUCCUCCUCGCUCGUCUCAAUUGCGGUCAAGGAAAAUAGCGUGGCAUUGAGCUAUCUGCCUCUUGCCCACAUUUACGGCCGCUUGCUCGAACACACUGCGUUCUGGAGCGGGAGUCGGAUCGGUUACUUCCAUGGCAACAUCCUCGAACUCGUCGACGACAUGAAACUCUUGCGUCCCACCAACUUUGCGUCGGUGCCCAGACUAUUGAAUCGGUUCGGAGGAGCCAUCAAGGCCAACACGGUCGAACAGCCGGGCGUCAAGGGCGCAUUGAGCCGUCAUAUUGUACGGACGAAACUGGCGAACGCGAACCCAGACCCGAAAUCGCCCGGAUCCACUCCGCCAAGCCCGACCUACCGUCACGUGCUGUACGACCGCAUUUGGGGUCGCAAGGUCUCGUCCGCUCUGGGCCUUGACCAUGCAACAACCGUGGUCUCGGGCUCAGCACCACUUGACCCCUCGUUGCAACAAUUCCUCCGCGUCGCUCUGUCGUCCAGAGUAUAUCAGGGAUAUGGACUAACAGAGACGUAUGCGAUCGCCUUGACCCAGCCAGUCGAUGACUUCACAGUGGGCAACUGCGGCGGUGUCGUCCCCGGUGUGGAAGCGUGUCUGCUCUCCGUGCCCGACAUGGAGUACAGUGUUGAAGACAAGCCUUAUCCCCGCGGGGAGCUCUUACUGCGAGGUGCAUGCGUGUUUACGGGAUACUAUAAGAACCCGGAAGAAACAGCCAAAGCAUUUACGGACGAUGGCUGGUUCAAGACUGGCGACAUUGCUAGCGUGGAUGAGCGGGGCAGAUUCCGAAUUAUCGAUCGCCGCAAGAAUGUCCUGAAACUCGCUCAAGGAGAGUACAUUUCCCCGGAGCGCAUUGAAGGCGUGUACUUGUCUUCGUGCACGUAUUUGGCGCAAGCGUUCGUGCACGGCGAUUCUUCACAAACAUCCCUUGUCGCGAUUUUCGGCAUCCAACCCGAUGUCUUUGCCCCUUUUGCAUCCAAGAUCCUGUCUCGCGACAUCUCCCCAACAGACUUUGCCGCUCUCAAGCGGGCAUGCGACGAACCAAAAGUCAAAGAGGCCGUGCUCAAGGAUCUGGACAAGGCCGGUCGCAGGAAGAAGUUUGCGGGGUACGAGAGAGUCAAGAGUUUUAGAUUGAUGCUGGAGCCCUUUACGAUCGAGAACGACCUGUUGACCCCGACCUUGAAGCUGAAGAGGCCGGUCGCCGUCAAGAGGUUUAGGGCGUUGUUGGACGACUUGUACAAGGAGGACGCCGAGAGGCCGCACAAGGCCAAGUUGUAA